AUGCCAGCCACUCGCACGGAAUCUAAGCAAGCCGGUCGCUCGGCUACACACCAUUUCCCAGGAAGCGUCGACGUACGUCCAGCAGACUCAGAUAUUGUCAUCCUCUCGUCCGAUGACGGCUCCCCCCUCCGAAAGAAGGCUGCAGUCGAAAGAAAGACCGCUCGACAGCGCGCCAAGCAAAAGGCCCGAGCACCACUCCCGCCAUCCUCGGAGAUCAUUGAAAUAUCCUCGGACGAUGAUGAACCUCCAGCUAAACGCCGCUCGUCUGGCUCUAUGACUGCUCUCGAAUGGCGGGUGAAGGAGUUGGAAGAGGAGAACAAAAAGUGCAAGCAAGCCGUCUUGGCCUCUCAGGCGGCGCUACAGGCGCGAGCACCACUGUCCUCCAAUCCCCUGGCGAAGGAGGGAGCACCUGUGCCGGACGUUAAGUUCGAUAAGUUUCUAUCAACAAUAGACGAGCACGUUAGCUGCGAGAUAUGCACUAUGAAAAUGUGGAAUCCCUACACGCUCGCGUGCGGACACACGUUCUGCAAGGACUGUCUCCAGGACUGGUUCAGUACUACGCUUGCGCAGCACAUGGCCGCCCACCCACACUACAACCCGCAGGUCGUCGUGCCUCCACAUUGGCGCGCUGCUCUGGCCCGCCCGAACUUGUCGCCUCUGGAUCGGCGCCACAUCGAGCGGGAGAUCCAGAGGCAUGCGGAGGCGACCCCUCAACCCGCGUACUCAUGCCCGACGUGCCGCGUGGAAGUUCGCAACAAGCCGGCGGAGAACUUCAUCGUGAAGCAUAUGGUGCGCACCAUCGCCGGUGCCCAGGGCGAGUCGUGUCCGAAAGACAACGCGCCUCCUCGCCUAGUUGGCCAAGUCGUCGAGGGACCUUGGGACGCCUUCUUCCCGUUCGCCUUUGGGUUUUCGUAA
Molecule: messenger RNA, 915 nt
Organism: Trametes versicolor FP-101664 SS1
Lineage: Eukaryota; Fungi; Basidiomycota; Agaricomycetes; Polyporales; Polyporaceae
Exons: 5
Coding region: 1-915 (304 amino acids)
Source: RefSeq, a predicted model, not a curated record